AUGGCUAUCGAGUUCUUGUUAAAUCCCAGUCUUCAUUUUCCAGAUAAAAGACAUAGAAAGCAACAUGAUAAAUGUAAAAUGUGUUUUACUUUAGAGACACCACAAUGGAGAAGUGGACCCGAUGGACCAAGUACAUUAUGUAAUAAAUGCGGACUCUACUAUAAAAGACAAACAAGAAAGAAAAUCCAGAAUUGA
Kazachstania africana CBS 2517 is the source of this 195-nucleotide messenger RNA. Its product is annotated as GATA-type transcription factor. Gene Ontology annotation, biological process: regulation of DNA-templated transcription. The coding region runs from base 1 to 195 and encodes 64 amino acids. Lineage: Eukaryota; Fungi; Ascomycota; Saccharomycetes; Saccharomycetales; Saccharomycetaceae. The record is from RefSeq and is a predicted model, not a curated record. The transcript has a single exon. Gene Ontology annotation, molecular function: zinc ion binding; sequence-specific DNA binding.